GUACCGUCUGUCUCACAGAUGCGGUAGAUAGUUGACAGGGGAAUAUGUUUAUAUCUCUUCUCACCACGUCAAACCUGCUUUAUACGGACAGUGUCCAAGACUGAUCGCAAAGUACCGGGACAAAAGAGAUCUGUAAAUCAUGGACAACUCUAGCAUGGACAAACACGAUCUCCCAGAAAAUUCCGAGAUCCUAGCUCCCAUCGGCAGCAUUGCUUUCGAAGGGUCCCUGCGGAGUCAAAGGAGUGCUCAGGCAGUCGAUGACGGAAGCGUCAGAUUAACACGACCAGCGUUUGUUGGGGGAGAUGAAGCCACCCAAAGAGCCACCAUCAGACCAGGUGUAGAUGGAGUGUUUCAAGACAGUGAAACAGGGUACAGAAGAAAGGAAUCGGUUGUGUAUGCACAGAAAGGCAAGGCAGAAGUGACAUUCAUCAACAUUAAACUGGAAAAAGACUAUGAGCAGGGUGCAGGAAAAGCGAAGAAGUUGCAUGUUCCAACAACAAGAGAUGUCAAGUCAACAUCAGCAACAGAAAUUCAACAUCACAUGCAUAUCGCUGUAGGGGAAAUUGAUGCUAAAAGUUCAAAAGGAACUCAAGUUGAUUUUCAGACAGGAAGUCCAAGCAUGCAUACAGAAGAGGGUAAGGAUACCAGUCUCAUCAUUCCUGGUCCAGUUCGUGUUUCUGGUGACAUAAACGUUAUAACACCUUCUGCUAGCCAAACAAACAUGGAUGGGCCUAGUAGUGGGUUAGUACUGGACCCUGGCAAACUUGAGUCCAGCGCUACCAUACCUCCUCCACCUUCAGGAGAGAAAGAGGUCUCCCAACCUGUAUCUUACGUGAGAAAACCUACCAUCAUCCGUGCUAUAGGCGUGAGAAGGCUGUCGGAAGGGUCAACCCCAUCUGUGGCAGCUGCUGGAGUUUCUAUGACGACCAUACAACAUUCGGAUGGGUCUUCACAAAAGACAUCAAAGCCUGAUCAAGAUCAUAGCUUCCCUCCUGAUAAAGGAAACAUUACGGAUAAAGUGUUUGACCAGCCACACACUGAAGCUACACAACCAUAUCGAUCUGGUACACAUGUAAGAGGAAUGGGCUUUCUGGAACAUAAACAUAUCAGAGUAGCGGAUAAUGUGGUAAUGCAUCCAAGAACAAAGCCAGGUUUUGUUGUUGUUCCCCGUGACGUCCAAAAUAUUGAUGUUUCGUUUCCAAUUUCCCCAUCAGGACGUGUCACCAUUUCAAGUACCUCAGACAAGAGAGACAUAGAUCCUUCCGCCUCACAACUGACAAGAAGACAAUAUAGUACCACGUCAUCUUCUGCAGAAGCAUCCGGGGAUAUGUUUGAAAGAAACGCAACCUCUCCAGGGCUUGCUUUAAAUGCAAGCGUCAUUCAGAAUGCAGAAUCCCAGACUUCUGAAUCCACAAAAUCUGGUUCAAAAAGGAACACCACACUACCUAGAUAUAUCAAUGUUGUAAAUACAGGCACAUUUCAGGACGUUGAUUUCUCUACAUCACCAGAACAAGUGUCUGAUAUGACCUUAAGCACUGCUCUGAACUCAGUAUCUUCUACAUCUUCUGAACCUGCUUCUCAGCGUAACAGUGUUGCAAGUGGGUGUUCGUAUGUGAGCAGUGUUGUGGACACACAGUCAAGGUUAUAUCCGGAAAGGAGUUCCCAAAUUCACCCUCGUACAAAAUGGAGACGAAAUAACCAAAUGCCUGUAAAUGUUGCAAAUGCAGGUACAUUUCAGGACGUUGAUUUCUCUACAUCACCUGAACAGGUGUCUGAGACGACCAUUACCAUUGCUCGGAACUCAGAAUCUUCUAAUGACCAAAUAGCUGUUAAUGCCGAGAACACAAACAGGUCCCGUAAAGAAGGACUAAAGGAAGACUACGGUGUUGAGAUAAGGUCGGGCAUUCUCCAUGUCAAAGACAAUAGAAUUGUGACUUCACCUUCUGAAGAUUCAAAGGAGCUGUAUAGUUCUAGAACUGACACGACAACCAAAAGCAUAGGCUCGGGAGACCGAGGUGCUGAGGACUGUUCUCACUCUCAUAGCAAGUUAGCUCCUUCCAACCAAUAUCAUGAGACAACCACUGUGAGAAGUUUUAGAGGAACACCUAACGAAACACAGUACCAACAUGUUCACACAUUAUUCGAGGAUUCUGUUCCUAACACUGAAAACGGUAGAGUGAGGACAACAAGCACUAUAGCUGUGAUGAAUAACCCUUAUUUUCUAGAUCGUGAGGGAAUCACGUCGAGGCCACAGGAGAAUAAGCAGUCAUCGCACAUGGUUGAUAUUCCUCAUCCACAAAAAAGCCAAGUUACCCAAAGCCAAAUUUAUGAAAAUGAAUCAACAGGUGACUUAACGAAGAGAAAUAACAAUGAAAUUCUUCGCACUCCACCGGCUGAUGAAAUACGUUCAGGACAGCGAGACUAUGUUCGUGAGAUGGGCAAAACAGAUGACAGUUUGGGCACAGAUGAUGAGACUACGCAGAGUAGGGUUCUGACUGAGGUAAGACGAAGGAAAGAUGGACGUAUCGAGCAUUACAAUGGGAAAGCUAUACCAUUUCCAGGAGGUGCUGUAAAAGUGAAACACAGCACCGUGUCACAACAUCAUGACACCACAAGAACACAUAACAGGCCAGCUUCUGGCAACAGGGAAGCUGACCUCAGCUCAAAUGAGAACUGCCGGGGAUUCCUCACUUCGAGAGCUCAUACGCUGAACAUGUCAUCAACCGACAACCGAGUUAUCAGUGGAACGGCAGGUGAAACAGACAGGACAGAUAAGGCUGUGCCUGGCUUAAAGAGAACUGAGGCACACAGGGACACACAAACCAAGGACAUUAUGGAUCGAACUCCGAAAGAACAUAGAAAACACCAUGCUAAAUUUGAAUAUCCCACACAGAGCAUGAAGGAUGCCUUAUUGGUGUGUAAAGGCUAUGCAGGUGUCUUAGCACCCGGCGUUGUGGAAUAUGAUGAAAACGAUGGGCCGGAACGGGCAAAUGUUGUGGGAGAUGGUGACCUAAGUGAACACCAGUCUGUGAUGGACAGAGUCAAGUCCUGGGUUGUGAGUCAAGAUGCGUCAGAGUCUUUAGCUACAAGGGAUCCUUCCAGAGAUAAAACUGACUCCCCGCGCCCCUUUGACCGACACUCCAUAGCCGAGAUGCCAUUGAAAGUUCUUGCAACUGCUGUACCUACAGACCAAGACGAUGGGUGCCCUGAUGAAGUGUUUGAGGAUGGUACACAUGGUCUCAGAGUUGGUACAGAUCAGUCUGUGGGUGACACACGGUAUCUACAUCAUGGGGAUGACCUUCCCAUCGACGAACACAUCCAUGUAGACCCUGAUGUUCUGGUUAGGGAGGAUCCAGAUGGGAGUGAAGGCCUCGCUCGGCGAGUGUUUAGUUCCCUAAGUACUGAUCCCAGGACUAUCUAUUCCAGAAGCUUUUCUGAUGGAUUCAGGAAAACAGAAGAAUCAAGGUCAGAACAGGUAUCGAUUGAAAUGGCUGAGCUUGGCCAGCAUGGCUCGGAUGUGACGGUUACACGACAUCGAUCAGAGGGCGCCAUAUUCAACACAUCUUUCUUGGAAGGUUGGGAACCGUCAUCGCCAUACGCCCACCGAGUCAAAAGGAACUCGUCGGCUCUCUCAGAAGGAGCUCAACCUAUCUCAGCAGGAAAACCCAAGAUAAGACAACUCUCCCUUGCUAUCGGCGAGGAGUGGGAAGACAUGACCGGCACCAACCCAGUUACCUCCCCUGACGGCACAGGAUCUGUUGCCGUCUCACAGAGAAGCCUCAGACGAGAGAGAAGCCAGCAGAGAAGCUGGAGCGGAUGUUCCGUGUCCAGCGCGCCAAUGUUACUGGGAAGAACCACUCGAUACAUGAGUCAUCCAGCUCGUCUAGAAAACUACCUUCGCAGGAAUACAAUCCCAGAAGGUAACGAGUCCAUCACAAACCCCCCAUCGCCGGCCACAACAACGGUGGCGACAGUGGACAUAGAGGAGGAGAAACCUGCACAGAUUGCCGCCAGCGAUGAAACGGAGAAGAGAUGGCUGACGCCGAAUCCUUACAACAGAAUCAACCAGAGGUUCCACAGUGCACUGCAAUGUCCUUGUUAUCUGUUCUUCUGCUUCCUGUGCUGUGUUCCAGCCGUGUGCUACAUGCAGAUAUCGGACAAGGAAUACGACUACGGGUCCAAGGAAAGGUCUCGAGUGUAUGGGAGACGGGCAACGGUUCUUUAUAUCAUAGGCGCCAUCUGCGCGACGAUCUUCUUGGCAACGGUAACCAGUCUUGUUGUGAUCUUCAUGCAGGAGUAUCUCACAAGACAACAAACAUAGUCACGUGCCCUGUUGUGUGGAAGUUUGGUUUCACGCCGCUUUGAACAGUAUUUAAGUAAGGCCAGGGCUUUUUCAAAAACUUCGCAGAUUACCCAAAAUCUUGAAAUGUGAAAACAUCAUAAUGAAAAGCAGUGCUUUUUUUAUUCUUCCGACCAGAAAUUAGUAAAACGUAAAUUAAAUCAUUUUAUGAAAAGAAAUAAACAAUUUAGAAUACAAUGAUUAAAACUUACUCAAAAUUUAUCUUAGAAACUUAAAAACAAGGAAUUAUGACGAAUUGCGAGAGGAAAUAAAAUAAAUUUUAUUAUUAUUCUUAGAAACGACCU
This is a messenger RNA of Haliotis rufescens (red abalone), 4644 nucleotides long. RefSeq lists its product as uncharacterized. The coding region runs from base 140 to 4321 and encodes 1393 amino acids. The record is from RefSeq and is a predicted model, not a curated record. NCBI's taxonomy places the organism in Eukaryota, Metazoa, Mollusca, Gastropoda, Lepetellida, Haliotidae. The transcript is spliced from 2 exons.